Messenger RNA from Symsagittifera roscoffensis, 770 nucleotides. RefSeq lists its product as uncharacterized. Lineage: Eukaryota; Metazoa; Xenacoelomorpha; Acoela; Convolutidae. The record is from RefSeq and is a predicted model, not a curated record. The transcript has 5 exons. The coding region runs from base 75 to 770 and encodes 231 amino acids.
GUUGAAUUGUAUUUCGAACGUUUGUUUGCUACAUUUCAAUAUAAUAUUGCUCAAAGCGUAUUUUCUUACGAAUUAUGAUCUUUUUAAUUGCUCUCCUCUUUUCAUUUUUCGAGACUGCUGCUUCUACUUCAAACAAAGAAGAGAGUGGCAACUGGACCACAGCUAUAUUUGCACUGCCGUUACGAAAAACUAAAGAUGCAAAUGCGCGUGAUUGUUAUCAUUUCAGCGAAAGAUUUUGUUAUCUGGGUCGUUUCAUUGCGCGUGGAGCUGCUUCCGAAGCUGCAACGAUGAGAGUCAAGCGCACAGACGAUUAUUACCAGUUCAGAGACCUUAUAAAAUUAGUCUAUAAAACUAUCAAUUGGUACUCAUUUGAAAAAGUGGAAUGGGGUGGAUGCUGCAUGAAACAACUCGGCGUCUACAAAGAGUGGGGCCAGGAACAUGGGAUCUCCCCUCAAGAAUAUUACGAAGAAGUCAUAAAUUUCACUUCCGAUAACCGGAAAGUGAAUCUAAUCAGUGCCCAAUACAGCAGGAGUCUGUGUGUUAACAUUGUCACUUCGAUCGGAUUCGGGACUGGGCCAAUUGCAGCGCAUGAAAACCACCAGGCAACUUAUAUUCUCAGCCCAAACACCGGUGGAAUGAUUCAUUUUUUCCCUUACGACAAAAUACGGGAUCAAUUGACAUGGGAUUGGUUCAAAUUGAAUAUUUUAUGCGAAGAACAAGCUUGGAUCUGUGUGAAAUAUCCUCCUAAUGCAAUUGCCAGCGGAAGUUAA